AUGGAUCUCAAUACAAGCUGUAUAUUGUUCCCGCAUAAUGGGGAGCUCACGAAAAAUAACAAUUGUGGUGAUACCGCUUUGCGCUUGGAUUGCUUUGGUUAUGGAGGAAGCAAAACUUCUGGAUUUGGGAGCACUCAACCAAACACUGAAGGCCGUCUUAUCCCUUCCAAUGCUCCUGAUGACAGUUGCAGGUUGGUACUUGGAUUGGGCCCACCACCAAGUACGUACUCUGAUAACUUUUACCCUAUUGGUGUGAAGAAAGACAAAGGAUUGGCUGCUGUGUUGCAACAGAGGUUGUCAUCUGAAGGUGAUUCAAUCCUAAAACUUAGCCUUUUUGGAGGGUCUGAGAAAAUUUCUGGUGAGAUUGAGUAUUCAGUUUCAACAAAGAGUCACUUGAAUGCACCUCCUCACCAUGACCAAGUAUCUGUUGAUAGAAUACUGGUACCUGUUGUUGAUGAGGGAUCUACUACUGCCAAAAAAUCAGGUGGCUAUAUGCCAUCGCUUGUUAUGGCUCCAAAAAUGGAUGGAAGCAAAAUUUUGUUGCAAACUGGUCUUUUAGAGCCUGGGACAAAAGCUCUUUGCCAUUCUUCGCGGUUAAUCUCCGAGCCUUCUUCUGUCACGGACUACUCAAUGAGCACCUUCUCUGACACUGCAACAGUUGGAGCAAGUUCAGAUCACAGGGCCAGCAAUCCUAAGAAAUGCAAGUUCGAGGGGUGUACGAAAGGAGCACGGGGAGCAACGGGCCUCUGUAUUGGCCACGGGGGCGGACAAAGAUGCCAGAAACCUGGGUGUAGCAAAGGUGCAGAGAGCCGAACGGCCUACUGUAAGGCCCACGGAGGAGGGAGGAGGUGCCAGCAUUUGGGGUGCACUAAAAGUGCUGAGGGGAGAACAGACAAUUGCAUAGCACACGGCGGUGGGAGACGUUGUGGCCAUCCGGCAGGGUGCACCAAGGCAGCACGUGGCAAGUCAGGACUUUGCAUCAGGCAUGGUGGGGGGAAGAGGUGUAAGGUGGAAGGCUGCGCCCGCAGCGCUGAAGGGCAAAUCGGAUUGUGCAUCUCUCAUGGGGGUGGACGCCGUUGCCAGUUUGAAGGUUGUAGUAAGGGUGCUCAAGGGAUCACUAUGUUCUGCAAAGCACAUGGUGGUGGAAAGCGCUGCAUAUUUUCAGGUUGCACCAAAGGUGCUGAAGGGAGCACCCCACUUUGCAAAGGACAUGGUGGGGGAAAGCGCUGUCUCUUUGGUGGUGGGAUUUGCCCGAAGAGCGUACAUGGGGGCACAAACUUUUGUGUUGCCCAUGGUGGUGGAAAGAGGUGUUCUGUUCCAGACUGCACCAAGAGUGCACGGGGACGUACUGAUUGCUGUGUCAGGCAUGGUGGAGGUAAACGUUGUAGGUUUGAAAACUGUGGGAAGAGUGCCCAAGGUAGCACAGACUUCUGCAAGGCCCAUGGUGGUGGAAAGCGGUGCAACUGGGGAGAGGGAAAAUGCGAGAAAUUUGCGAGGGGUAAGAGUGGGCUAUGUGCUGCGCACAGCAGCAUGGUUCAGGAGCGUGAGACUAACAAAAGAGGUAUGAUUUCACCGGGACUCUUCCAUGGGCUUGUACCUUCAGCCUCAACUGUUGUUAGCAGCUUCGACAACACUUACUCUUCAUCGGGAGUGAGUGUGGUCUCAGAUUCUGUGGAUUCAUUUGAGCAGCCGGUUAAACGACAACAUCUCAUACCCCCUCAGGUAUUGGUUCCUUUAUCUAUGAAAUCUUCCUCAAAUUAUCCGAGACCAUCAAGCUCUGACAAACAAGAUGAAGGAAGCACCGGUGAUGGCAUUGGCAGCAAUGGUGUGAGAAAGAGCUUUAAUUUUAUGAUUCCAGAAGGGAGGGUCCAUGGUGGCGGUCUCUUGUCAUUGCUUGGUGGAAGCCUGAAGAAUGCCAUUGAUGGGAUUUAG
This is a messenger RNA of Ilex paraguariensis (yerba mate), 1932 nucleotides long. The record is from the annotation of a GenBank genome assembly. Lineage: Eukaryota; Viridiplantae; Streptophyta; Magnoliopsida; Aquifoliales; Aquifoliaceae.